AUGCUAAAGGAGUAUCUGAUUGGACUCCCCGCUUGGGUGAAGGUGGAGGAGGAAGAUGAGGAUGGAUCCGUGGAGGAGCAGGAGGAAGAGGAGGAGGAGGAGAACUGGGAGAAAGCCCUGUCCGUGGAGCGCUUCGGAGACAUCAUCAGUGACUCUGCUUCCACCAGCGGAGACAGGAUGGGCCGACACUACACCGAGAAAGACUUCGAGUAUCACUCACCUUCCUGCAGCAGCCAGAAUGAACCUCGUCUACGCAAGAGGGUGCACAGUACGGACAGAAGGCGCAAAAAGAAACGUAAGAAAAAAAAGACCUCGCUGCCCCCCUCCGACGUUACGCCCACCAUCCACGAGGUAGACGAGGAAGAGGCGGAGUCCGAGACAGAGGCGUCCGGGGUGGCCGCCACGCCCACAGAGCUGCCUGACAUCCAGCCACAGUUUAGUUUGGGGAGCCAAGAGGACUUGGAAGAACCCCUUCCACUCACUACUGUCCACACGGAAAACGAAGAACAUCCGCUGUCGAGGAAAGCCGCGGUGACUCUGAUAAAGGGGGCAGCUCAUAACGGGGAUAUCACUGUUCUUGGACAGAACGAAGAGGUGGAUGGAGAAGAAGCAGCAGCAUGCAACAGCGUCCCCCCAGGCUCAGAUCCGUCCAGUUCGACCUCAGCCCGCGGCUGGUUCCGUAGGAAGCCCGUCCACCAUCGACUGCCGGGCGCCCAGCGAAGCAACUAUGACCUGCGGGAGCGGAUCUGCAUCGGCAGCAUGACUGCUCUGGAGACCGCCGUCUACCAGCAGGUGCCCACCGAUGAGGCCGAGGCCCAGAUGUUGGCCAGCGCUGAUCUGGAUGACAUGAAAAGUCACAGAUUUGAGGACAACCCCGGGGUGCGGCGCCAUUUGGUGAAGAAGUCGUCCCGAUGCCAGAUGACCCGGACCAGCAACAGUUCUACGCCGCUAUCCAGCCUGAAGAAGAAGAAGAGGGCAGCAGAUAAGAAAACUCAUGAGUUGUUUGUGGAGCUGAACGAGCUGAUUGUGGAGAAGGACCAUGAAAUGCGCUGGAAGGAGCGGGCUCGCUGGAUCAAGUUUGAGGAGGAUGUGGAGGAGGAGACUGACCGCUGGGGCAAACCUCAUGUGGCCUCGCUCUCCUUUCGCAGCCUGCUGGAGCUUCGCCGCACCAUCACACAAGGUGCCAUCCUUUUGGACCUGGAGCAGAACUCCCUGCCCGGCAUCGCCCAUCUGGUGGUGGAGACGAUGAUCAUCUCCGAUCAGAUCAGAGCAGAGGACCGAGCCAGCGUCCUUCGGGCUCUGCUUCUAAAACACAGCCAUCCGAGCGAUCUGAAGCAUCGUUUCCACCGCCACCACUCAACCAGCAGUCUUCACGCCCCCUUCAACCACAACCACGUCCCGGAUUCCAACCUGCCGCUGGUGGCCGAAGAGCACGACGAGCACGCCGACAACAAAGGCGGGGUGUACGACCCCAAACAAGACGUGUUCGUCAGCCUGUUCAAAUCUCUCCACCCUCUGCCUCCUGAGAGCCAUCCAGCUUGCGCCAGAUCUAUGAAACUCCUCGCCAAGAUUCCCAAAGACGCUGAAGCUGUCAUUGUUUUAGUUGGAUGUGUUGAAUUUCUGGAGCAGCCAGCGAUGGCCUUCGUCAGGCUGAGCGAUGCCGUCCUCCUGGAGUCGGUGCUCGAGGUUCCCGUCCCCGUUCGGUUUCUUUUCGUCCUGCUUGGCCCCAGUCAGUCCAACGUUGACUAUCAUGAGAUCGGACGGUCCUUCUCCACUCUGAUGUCUGACAAGAACUUCCAUGAGGUGGCCUACUUUGCUGACGACAGGCAGGACCUCCUGAACGGCAUCAAUGAAUUCCUGGACUGCAGCAUCGUCAUUCCUCCCUCCGACGUGGAGGGCAAAGACCUCCUGAAGACAGUGGCUGACUUCCAGAAGCAGAUGCUGCGCAAGAGAAAGGAACGAGAGCUCAAGAAGCAGCACUCCACAGCUGGAAUGGAGCUGGACAACAAAGAGGUGAGUCCGGAGGAGGAGGAGGAGGGCGACCAGGAGGUGGACCCGUUGAAGCGCUCAGGGAUCCCAUUCGGAGGCCUGAUCCACGACAUCCGCCGGCGCUACCCGCACUAUGUCAGCGACCUGAAAGACGCCCUGGACAUGCAGUGCGUCGCCGCCGUCAUCUUCAUCUAUUUUGCCGCGCUGUCACCAACUAUUACCUUCGGAGGCCUGCUGGGAGAGAAAACAGAGGGCAUGAUGGGAGUGACUGAGCUCAUCGUUUCAACUGCAACUCUUGGAGUCAUCUUCUCGCUGCUUGCUGGUCAGCCGCUCCUCAUCAUCGGCUUCUCAGGACCCUUACUGGUGUUUGAAGAAGCCUUCUACAAGUUCUGUCAGGCCCACGACUUCGAGUACCUGACUGGUCGAGUGUGGAUCGGCUUCUGGCUCAUCUUCAUCGUCCUGGUGAUUGUGGCAGCGGAGGGCAGUUUCCUCGUCCGCUACAUCUCACCCUUCACCCAGGAGAUUUUUGCUUUCCUUAUUUCCCUCAUCUUCAUUUAUGAGACUUUCUCGAAGCUCAUCAAGGUGUUUAGGGAACAUCCGCUGAUGGCGAUGUAUCCGUCUGACUCCACCCCAACUGCUGAGAUGCACACUUUGGAUGUCUACAACCAGCCCAACACUGCUCUUUUGUCUUUAGUGCUCAUGAUGGGCACUUUCUUUGUGGCAUUCUUCCUCAGGAAGUUCAGAAACAGUCGUUUUUUAGGUGGCAAGGCCAGAAGAAUCAUUGGUGACUUUGGCAUCCCAAUCUCAAUCCUAGUUUCAGUUCUGGUGGAUUACAGCAUUACUGACACCUACACACAGAAACUCAAUGUGCCGUCAGGAUUUUCCGUCACUUCCCCUGAAAAGAGAGGCUGGUUCAUUAAUCCCUUUGGUGACAAGCAGCCCUUCCCAACCUGGAUGAUGGGAGCGUCUAUUGUCCCGGCCCUCCUCGUCUUCAUUCUCAUUUUCAUGGAAACUCAAAUCACUUCACUCAUCGUCAGCAAGAAGGAGCGUCGUCUGGUCAAAGGCUCGGGCUUCCACCUGGACCUCCUGCUCAUCGUUAUCCUGGGCGCUUUCUGCCCUCUGUUCGGCCUGCCGUGGCUCACUGCAGCCACCGUGCGCUCUGUCACUCAUGUCAACGCCCUCACGGUCAUGAGCAAGGCCACGGCUCCCGGCGAGAAGCCCAUGAUCCAGGAGGUGAAAGAGCAGAGGGUGACCGGGCUUCUGGUGGCCGUGCUCGUUGGUAUGUCCAUAGUGAUGGAAGAUGUGCUGCGCCUCAUCCCUCUGGCCGUUCUCUUUGGUAUCUUCCUGUACAUGGGGGUCACCUCUCUGACGGGCAUCCAGCUGUAUGAACGUAUUACGCUCAUGGUGACGCCUGCCAAGCACCACCCUGACCACAUCUACGUCACCAAGGUGAAGACAUGGCGCAUGAACAUGUUCACCAUCAUCCAGCUGGCGUGCAUCGUGGCUCUGUGGGUAGUGAAGUCCACUGUGGCCUCCCUGGCGUUCCCCUUCGUCCUCAUCAUGACGGUGCCGCUGCGCCGCCUCAUCCUCUCCAGGAUCUUCGAGGAACGUGAGCUCCAGGCGCUGGAUUGCGAUGAGGAUUCUCCAAACUUCGAUGAAGAUGGACGAGACGAGUACAACGAGAUCCACAUGCUUGUAUAAAGUUGUAACUGGACCGGCCAAUAGGACCUCCUUCAUCCUCCACCUCUGACCAAUCAGAGCGAGCAAGCCUCUUUGGAAACCUCAGUGUCUCUGGGUAGCAGUGACAAAGCGAGAGGAGCUACUGUAAUGGUGUUUGUAAAAUAUACAAAAAUCUAUAGCUGGAUAAGCACUUCUUACCUUUGUUUAUUCCAGUUUUUUUGUUUGUUUUUUUUUAAGACAGCACACCUAAUGUUAGAUCUUUGUGGUGGUGGUGUUGUGUUAACCUCCCUGAAGAUGUUAAUUCCAUCAGAGACCAGAAAAAUCACUCCAAACCUGAAGUGGACGAUGCAAAUCUAGCAAAACACAAAAACUCACAUGAACACUUUUUAUCCCUUUAAUUACUCUGCAGGUUCUGGGCAUAAGUGCAAUGAUGACCUCUAGGACUACAGCAGGCGGAAACAUUCAGGCAAAUUUUGGCACUGAAUCAUGAAAAAAAAUGACCAAUUUGCUAUAUUUUUUCAUUAAGAAAGUAGAUUUUCAUCAACAAUUCAUAAUUGUGCAGAUAAAGUAAAUCUCGAAGCCCUGAAUGAGUUUCACUGCCUCUGUAGUUUAGCUGCCUUUUUCCUUCAUACUCCUGUCCUUGCCUAUAGGUUGCAAUGAUGUGCAAACAAGGAGUUAAGUCGUCCCUUUUUUCCUUUCUGUACAGACUUUUAGAAAUGAGCACUUUGACUGGGCAAAAGUUCACUCUUGUCGCUGCCAACCGAGCUCCCUGGCACGAAGCCUUCCCUCUAAAUGUAGUCUCCCCUUGAAGCCAAAAUCCCUGGAGGCUGUGCAAGCCUCUUCAAGGGUUGUUACUGUACUUUGUUAGGUGUUUAAUGCCCUACAUACCAGUCCACUGAUCCCAUUAUUGUGACCUUGGAUGUAUAAGUAAAUAGCUAACACGGUCUCAACCUUAUUUUUCUACUUUGUUGUAUCUAUUUAUUUUGUGACCUGUUGGACUUAAUGCCAGAUUCUCAGUGGUUGUUUCUACUCCAAAUAGCUUCGACUACUAUAAGAGUUAGUAUAAAAUAAAAAGAACAUUGUGUAGGUUGACACGUUCGAAAA
Molecule: messenger RNA, 4773 nt
Organism: Stegastes partitus (bicolor damselfish)
Lineage: Eukaryota; Metazoa; Chordata; Actinopteri; Pomacentridae
Gene: slc4a3
Product: solute carrier family 4 member 3
Exons: 24
Coding region: 1-3690 (1229 amino acids)
Biological process (GO): regulation of intracellular pH; transmembrane transport; monoatomic anion transport
Cellular component (GO): plasma membrane
Molecular function (GO): monoatomic anion transmembrane transporter activity; solute:inorganic anion antiporter activity
Source: RefSeq, a predicted model, not a curated record